Caenorhabditis briggsae is the source of this 246-nucleotide messenger RNA. Bases 1 to 246 code for a protein of 81 amino acids. Lineage: Eukaryota; Metazoa; Nematoda; Chromadorea; Rhabditida; Rhabditidae. The record is from RefSeq and is a predicted model, not a curated record. The transcript has 2 exons.
AUGGAAAAAUUUUCCACAAAUCAUAAUAAUUCUGCUACUUUUGCUCUGUCUUCUGCUGCAAAGAUGAUGAUGCCAGAAUCUAAGAAUCUAAGAAUCCUGGAAUCUAAGAAUCCUGGAAUCUUGGAAUCCUGGAAUCUUGGAAUCCUGGAAUCCAGGAAUUCAGGAAUCCUGGAAUCUUGGAAUCCUGGAAUCCAGGAAUUCAGGAAUCCAGGAAUCCAGGAAUCCAGGAAUCCAGGAAUUCAGUAA